AUGUCAGAACCAGAGAGGGACCCCACAGUUGCCACAAAUGAGAUGGACAACCUUGAUGAGUCAGACAAUGUUGCCCCUGCUGAAGGGGGGGUUGAAGAGGUUGCAGAGCAGACAGAUCCCAUAGUGGCAGAUGCAACUCAAGUUGUGGCAGAAGAUGAAACAUCACUGACAGAACAAGAGGAGGAUGCAGCAUUGCAGCAGGGAGAUGAGGAACAAGGAACCACAGUGGCAGAACAAGAAGAUGAGGAACAAGAAGCAACUGUGGUAGAGCAAGAGGAUGAAUCAAUACACAAGGCAGAGGAGGACGAACAAGUGGUGCCUGUUGUGGACAAGAGGAGGAGGCAGAAACUCCUGUGA
Messenger RNA from Seminavis robusta, 357 nucleotides. The record is from the annotation of a GenBank genome assembly. NCBI's taxonomy places the organism in Eukaryota, Bacillariophyta, Bacillariophyceae, Naviculales, Naviculaceae.